This is a messenger RNA of Nasonia vitripennis (jewel wasp), 2408 nucleotides long. It is a transcript of the gene TpnCI, whose product is annotated as troponin C. Gene Ontology annotation, molecular function: enzyme regulator activity; calcium ion binding. Lineage: Eukaryota; Metazoa; Arthropoda; Insecta; Hymenoptera; Pteromalidae. The transcript is spliced from 6 exons. The record is from RefSeq and is a predicted model, not a curated record. The coding region runs from base 1431 to 1889 and encodes 152 amino acids.
AAAUAAAAGUCCCGAGAUCGACGCGAUGAUCGAGUAUAAUACAGCCGGAGUAUACCGCAAAAGCUCGAAACUCAAUAUUUCUGUCGGUUUGGCGGUUGCGAGGCCGAAAAAGAAUCCGAGCCUCGAUCGAUGUUUGGGAAAGAAGGUAAACAUCGGUAAAUCCAGAUUUUACUGUCGCUUGCUGCUCUCCAUGGGGUCGUCUGCUUUUUCUAUUUCCGUAGACACUAUAUGCGCGCACUUGUACCCACGCGGAUACGCUCCGUCACCGCGGGAUGUAUGACUCGGCUUUUCUCCCGCGCGUAAUUUCCGAGAAGAGGCAUUAAAUUAGGCGGCGGUCGGCGGACUCGAAAAUUGCGUGUACAACAAUUUCCCGUUGUUUAUAGGCCCAGCAGUCGGCCGCGUUUAUAUAAAUAUAAUUCCCACCAUAGGAUGGCCAAUUUAUUCCGGCGGUUAUCGGAGUGCGCGCGCGAUUCCGAAAUCGGUUUUAUAUUUCCGUACCACCGAGUACUCGCACGAUCUCCGUAUCAGCGGGAAUUUUAAUGCCGUAAGCGUCGCUCGGACGGUGCUCGGAUCCAAAUGGCGAUAUAAUAAGAGCUCGUUCGGGAACAAUUAAUUACGAAACGCGCGAAAACAAAUUUAUUAUUUUUCUUGGAAAACGAAAUAAACCAGAUGAAGAGAGCGUGUAAACGAUUACGUCGUCCAAUUUUUGUACACGCCGCGUUGAAAGCUCCAUUGUUCCUCGUUAUUAAUAGACGAGAAGCUCGGAUGUCAAGUAAAUCGUGAAAAUAAAAUGACGCGAAUGCAAUAAACAUCGUCCGGGAAUAUAAGCAACGGCUCCGUACAAUAAUCAUCGUCGACGAGGCAAACGGCAAAAAAGCUCGAGCAUCAUAAUAACCCGUGUAUACCGCAAGCUCGCUGCAAGCACACACAGAGGGGAAGAGAGAGAGAGAGAGAGAGAGAGAGAGAGAGAACAUAGAGAGACGAGAAUAGCCGAGCGGCGCAGCCGGAGCUAGGUGUUUCCAGGGGCGAUCGCUUGGUGGGGCGGGAUCUCUCUUGCGCGCGCGUGCACAGGCUGGAGAUCAGAGCUUGCCGCAACCGGCUAUAUCGUCGCGGCGCGGAUAUUACGAGCGUCUUGCCCGUCGCUAGGCUUCAGUCAAAGACAGGCACUCGCGCGGCAGUCGUAUAGUCGUAUAUACUCUGAAGCUUCCCCACCCCUUGCAUCUCACGCGCGCGCGUGUGUGUGUGUGUAUGUGUUGAGUUUUUCUACCGCGAGCUUCUUCUUCUCAGUCAUCUCGCAAACAACGGGAGGAUCGAGUGGAGCGGAUCCUGCUCUCUAUUAGCUCUCGCUCGUUAUCCCUCGCGUCUCCUUUCCUCCUUCAAUCUAUACAUCUUUAGAUAAGCUAAGUCGAACCCACAACCAAGCCGUCAAGAUGGCCGACGAGCUGCCGCCAGAACAGAUUGCCGUGCUGCGCAAGGCCUUCGACAGCUUCGACAGGGAGAAGAGCGGCAGUAUCCCCACCGACAUGGUCGCCGACAUCCUCAGACUCAUGGGUCAGCCCUUCAACAAGAAGAUCCUCGACGAGCUCAUCGAGGAGGUCGACGCCGACAAAUCCGGACGCCUGGAGUUCGAGGAGUUCGUGACGCUCGCCGCCAAAUUCAUCGUUGAAGAGGACGCUGAGGCUCUGGAGAAGGAGCUGCGCGAAGCGUUCAGGCUCUACGACAAAGAAGGAAACGGAUACAUCCCGACCACGUGCCUGCGCGAGAUCCUCCGGGAGCUCGACGACCAGCUCACGGACGAGGAGCUCGACAUCAUGAUCGAGGAGAUCGACUCCGACGGCUCUGGCACCGUCGACUUUGACGAGUUCAUGGAGAUGAUGACCGGAGAAUAAGUGCUCUCGACGACCAGCUCGUGUUUUUGACGAAAAGAACAAGGAAAUCAAUAAAAAAAAAAAUGUCACAUAUACAAAAAAUACGUAACGGAGGAGGCGCAUUUUAUCGUGUUCCUCCAACAUAUAAACGCUUUUGCAGAGGGUCGACACAGAAAAAAACAAUGGCCAGUCCUAAUUAUAGAUGUGGCGCGAACGGAGUCGUCUCGACAGAGAUUCGUCGCCGAUCGGGCGACACGCACGACUUACUUAGCUUUGGCCGCUGCAUAUAGCUCAAUUCUCUGUGCUAUUGUCGAGCAAACCAAAACAAAAACGAAACACAUACACACAGUUUUUACCAUGCCGUAACUUCUCACGCGGUGCCUGCUGAAUUUUUUUUUUUUCAUGGACAGUAUUUAUUGUUGUUAAUAAAAGUCUGUAAAAAUCUAACGAUGUUUUUCAUUCUAUAUGUAUAACAAAGAGAAAACUGUAUUACACUCACAGUGCCAACUUUUAUAAGCUAAAUAAAUUAAUUGAAAGUUA